Molecule: messenger RNA, 1246 nt
Organism: Macadamia integrifolia
Lineage: Eukaryota; Viridiplantae; Streptophyta; Magnoliopsida; Proteales; Proteaceae
Product: WAT1-related protein At5g64700
Exons: 7
Coding region: 40-1110 (356 amino acids)
Cellular component (GO): plasma membrane
Molecular function (GO): transmembrane transporter activity
Source: RefSeq, a predicted model, not a curated record
UCAAAGUAGACAGGAAGUAGAAACCAAGUCUCUACAAUAAUGGAUGGAAAGAAGCCUUAUUUGGCUGCUAUUUUGAUACAAUUCAUAUAUGCUGGUAUGUUUAUACUCUCUAAGGCUGCCUUCAAUGGAGGAAUGGACAAUUUCGUGUUUGUCUUUUACAGACAAGCUGCUGCAACCAUAUUCUUGGUCCCUCUUGCCGUUAUUUUCGAAAGGAAAACUGCACCACCACUCUCAUUCAAGGUCUUCUGCAAGAUUUUCGCGCUGUCUUUGUGUGGGAUAACUUUAUGUUUGAAUAUCUACAAUGUUGCCCUCAUUUACACUUCUGCAACGCUGGCAGCUGCAACUGCAAACACCCUUCCUGUCAUCACCUUCUUCUUGGCUGUUCUGCUCAGGAUGGAAGCUGUGAAUUUUAGGACCCUUUCAGGAAAUGUGAAAAGUUUAGGUGUCAUACUAUGCAUGGCUGGUGCUGCGACUCUCGCCUUCUACAAGGGCCCACAUCUAAAACCCUUGACCCAUUUGCAUUUGUUGGGACAACAUAAUCAAGGUGGUUCUGUAGCUACUGUCCAUGCAACAAGGACAUGGAUAAAGGGUGUCUUUAUAAUGCUCUCUUCCAACACUUUAUGGGGUUUGUGGAUCGUAUUACAGGGUCUUGUUUUGAAAAGCUACCCAUCGAAGCUUCUGCUCACAACCCUUCAGUGUUUUCUCAGCAGCAUUCAAUCGUUUGUCCUUGCUAUUAUUUUCUCGAGAAAUCUUCAUAAAUGGAAGUUGCAUUGGGACAUUGGACUUGUUGCAGUUGCCUAUUGUGGAUUUAUGGUUACCGGAGUUUCAUUCUAUUUACAAUCAUGGUGUAUUGAGAUGAGGGGUCCUGUGUUCCUAGCCAUGUCUACCCCCUUGUCUUUGAUAAUUACCAUGUUUUGCUCGUCAUUAUUUAUGGGUGAAGUUACCAGUUUAGGAAGUGUUUUAGGUGGGAUAUUUUUGGUUGGAGGCCUCUUUGCCGUCUUAUGGGGGAAAAGCAAGGAAGUUAAUGGAAGGAAAGUAGCAGAUGACAACAGUGAAAAGUCAACAAUCAAAGAUGUAAAGCACAGCUUAGAACCUAUAGAAAGUGCAUGAUAACUUUGUCCUCGUUUUUUUAGGGCAAUGUUAAAGUCCAAGUUGGUUAUUAUGAAUUUUGUAGUAAAAUGAGAAGAGGCUACAAAUAUGUUUUUUUUUUCUUUUUAAAUUAUCAAAUAAACCCUUGGAUUCAAUA